GGUUCCCUCACAAAGCGAACAAAUCUGAGAGGUUAAAUAAGUAAAUACUAAAUCAAACGGGGCGCGUGAUAUCCGAGGCAAAUCCGGACGCUUCCAAGCUCCACCCCAACCCACCCCACCCAGGGCAAAGGACCCCCCACCCCCACCGCUGCCUCCUCCUCCUCCGGUCCUUCCCCUCCUCCUCGAUCCCUCAGCCAGGUCGCCUCCUCCCCCACCCCCGCCUCGUCCGCGGCCCGCGCCUGGAUUGCCGCAGCCCCCAUCGGUGACCGCGCCGCGGAGCUCUCGAUUCGCCGGGGAGAGAGAUCGGCCGUUGCUGCUAGGCCAUCAUCAGUCGCCGGCGCCGGAUAGGCAGGCAGGCAGGCAGUUUCUCAGAGGCUGUUUCUUGCAAUUUUUGGGAGGGGAGCAUUUGAUCCGAGCGUUGGUCCCGGGGUCAAAGUGGGAGCCAGAGAUUUUGUCUCUUGAUGCUUUAGAGGCGUUGUUUUUCCAGUUCUGAUGGAAGCCAACAAGGGAGCGAGCGAGCGGGAUGCUCUGAUCGACCUGGAGAGCGGGAACAACGUCCUUAUUAGCGAGCAUGGCCAUGGAAUGGAUGCUAAUUUUGCAGUGAGCCCACCAAGAACGCCGCCAAAUGGCGGGCUGAGUCGCGUCAUGCACACCAAGGAUGACGGGAAUCAACACAUGGAUUGUUCCUCGCCCGCUAUGGAAACCGCUUCCAAGAAUGGAGAUGACAGGAAGUCCGAGGGGGAGGAGAAGCUGGGCCUUCUGGACAGUUCUGGAGGUGAGAAGGCAAAGAAGAAGCGGUCCAGCUCCAAGAAACCACCGCGGCCACCAAGGCCGCCGACGCAUUUGCCGUUGGAUGCUUCUGACCAGAAGCUCCUCAAUGAGCUGAAUGAGCUUGCUUUGUUGAAGCGGGCAAGGAUUGAGCGGAUGAAGGCUUUGAAGAAGAUGAAGAAUGGCAAACAGGGUUCCUCAAAUAGCAACUUCUGUCCCAUGAUCAUCACCAUUAUUUUCUGCCUCGUCAUACUCUGGCAAGGGUUUUGCUCAAGGCAAGCAUCUGGAGUAAGCUUCCACGGAUCACCUGAAUCUUCGGUUAGAGAACAUAGCAGCCUGAUCUCCAUUCGGUUCUACAAGAAGAACCAUUCUAACGUCAGACCUCACGCGUCCACAUCUGCGGCUCCCAACAACUACGAAACGCACCACCGGGGCUGGAGAUCCGUCCCCAGGGGGGAAAGGCCGCGGCACGAGCACGUCGGCCGGGCUUGACCGCCGGCCGCCAUGACACGCCCUCCCCGCCCGCCAUUUUGAAAGCUCCCUCCCACCGACAGGCCGGCCGAUGUAAAUCCACGACGAGGCUUUGUUUUGUUUAGCGCACCUCGAGGAGGCCUCGCUGUAAAUGAACCCUCUCUAGCGUGUGUGCGGCGUCCCCCCGCCGGGUUCUACGCAUGCUAACCAGUGGAGUGGACUUUCCUGGCGGCCAUGGCGCCACCUGGUAAGUCUCGAGCGCAAGCUGUAUAAUGACGAUGACGGUUUCAAUCAGUAAUAAUAAGGCUUGCUUAGUUGGUGUUGAUGAUGAUAAUAGUAGUCUAAUCUGACAUGGUCCUGAGCUGAAGCUGGCGUGGCUCACACUGUUGACUGCUGGGAGUGUCACUGGCUCUGGGCGGUGGCGGUGGGCGGUGGGCGUUGGGCGGCGUGGAUCCCUACGCUGUAGUACGUGUACAGCACGGCGGUUGCAUUUGUUAUUUGUGUACAAUAAUGGAGUGUCAAUGAUGGUUUUAAGCAAUCAGAUUCGAUUCAGAUCCA
This is a messenger RNA of Hordeum vulgare subsp. vulgare (domesticated barley), 1797 nucleotides long. RefSeq lists its product as uncharacterized. Bases 493 to 1260 code for a protein of 255 amino acids. Lineage: Eukaryota; Viridiplantae; Streptophyta; Magnoliopsida; Poales; Poaceae. The record is from RefSeq and is a predicted model, not a curated record. The transcript has 4 exons.